Sardina pilchardus (European sardine) is the source of this 4007-nucleotide messenger RNA. RefSeq names its product solute carrier family 25 member 38b (gene slc25a38b). The record is from RefSeq and is a predicted model, not a curated record. Gene Ontology annotation, biological process: glycine import into mitochondrion. The transcript has 8 exons. Gene Ontology annotation, cellular component: mitochondrion; mitochondrial inner membrane. Gene Ontology annotation, molecular function: glycine transmembrane transporter activity. Lineage: Eukaryota; Metazoa; Chordata; Actinopteri; Clupeiformes; Clupeidae. Bases 952 to 1815 code for a protein of 287 amino acids.
AAAGAAAGGAGUGGCCAAGGUCGACGUAAAAGUUUAGUAGGGGUCGACGUAAGCACUGCAGGCUUGACAGAUCAUACCGGUGUUUGCUGACCCUGGUCUGCGGCAGAUGAGCGGUGAAGCCAGCUAACCAAUCGUGUAACGUUAGCUAGUUGUGAAUGCAUUUACCACUCGCUGUCGUUUGGGUGCGAUGAGGCUUGUGAACUAAUGUUAGUUUGUUAAAGUUUGCUAAUAAGAUAUCUUUUACCAAUGCGUUAGACUGAUAAGUUACACUCGUAACUUAUUUUAGCAUAACGUUAGCUGAGCUUGCACAACGUUACGUUGCUUCUGGCAGUAAUACGCCUUUCAAGUCAUACUCACAUGUUUUAUUUAAGUAACUAGCAGCUAAUCUUAACAGCAAAUUAUUAAACGAGGUCCCAAACAUUUCGCCAAAACUAAACACACUAGACCGUUAACGUUUACGUUACUAGUAGCUAGCUUCUAGCUAUUUCGCUGACGUUAAGCAACUGUUAGCUUAGCUGUCGCUACAAUAGCACCAUAAGCGACACUUAACUGUUAGUUCAGUUAACUAAAUAGACACCAAACGAAUUGCAUUGUAACUUCACAACACCGAUAGGUUAAACAAUAUGCUACAACUUGCUAUACGCCUUUAAUGUGUACGUAGGUAUGACAAAGUAUGCAACAUAGGCAGCAUUACUAACUGAAACAGCGCUAUCGCUAGCUAGCUAGCACCAUUUCAGCUGCCGCACCGUCAAACUAGCUUGGAUAGCUAGCAGGCUACCACUCUGCUACCAGCAUGAUGCUCUUGCCUCCUCAUACUGACAGAGUCGGUACUUAAUUGGCGACCAUAAGAAUUGUUAAGUGUAGUCCACAUCAGUCAUCACGACGGCGAAAGAGAUAGAGGAAUCAGCACCCAUUCUGCAGGCUUCAGCAGCUGCAUCCCCUCCCUCCAGAAUGGAGAUGGCUUUGGCCCACCCGGCGCUGAAAGCCUUCAUGUGCGGCUCCCUGAGUGGCACCUGCUCCACGCUGCUCUUCCAGCCGCUGGACCUGGUGAAGACGCGCCUGCAGACGCUUCAGAACAACAUGGCCCCCGGGGCUCCCAGGGUCGGCAUGGCGACAGUGUUCCUCAAUGUCAUCCGCACCGAGCGGCUGCUGGGGCUGUGGAAGGGCGUCUCUCCGUCCUUCAUGCGCUGCAUCCCCGGCGUGGGCAUCUACUUCAGCACAUUCUACUCGCUCAAGCAGCACUACUUCCUGGACCGCGCGCCAAACGCCGGAGAGGCCGUGCUGCUGGGGGGCGGCGCCCGCUGUGUGGCAGGGGUGGCCAUGCUGCCCGUCACAGUCAUCAAGACCCGCUUUGAGAGUGGGCGCUAUAACUACGUGAGUGUUUUUGGGGCGCUGCGCAACGUGUGUGAGACGGAGGGCCCCAGGGCUCUGUUCUCCGGCCUGACCGCCACCCUCCUCAGAGACGCCCCUUUCUCUGGCAUCUACGUCAUGUUCUACAGCCAGGCCAAGAGGUCUCUCCCACCGGAGGUGGCGGCGUCUGCGUUUUCUCCUCUGGUGAAUUUUGGCUGUGGCGUGGUGGCGGGGGUGUUGGCAUCGUUGGCCACCCAGCCGGCAGACGUGGUGAAGACCCAUGUGCAGGUCAGCCCGGCCCUGUACCCUCGGACCUCUGAUGCGGUGCGCUUCAUAUACACGGAGCAUGGCCUGAGUGGGUUCUUCCGGGGCGCAGUGCCUCGCUCCCUGAGGCGGACCCUGAUGGCCGCCAUGGCCUGGACUGUGUACGAGCAGCUGAUGGCACGGAUGGGGCUCAAGUCCUGAGGUCUCGCUGGACUGCACUGGGAAGUGUGGUGUGCAGAUUGGAUUUUAUACAGAACUGAGUGGUGGGAUGGAGAAGGGGUGUGUUUGUAUGGAGAGAGAGAGAGAGAGAGAGAGAGAGAGUAUUUAUGCUUGAUGUGUAAGUGCAAAAAAUCUAUAUUUUUUCACUCUGGAAGGACAAUUGUGUAUGAGUUUGAUGAAGGUGAGUGCCGUGUCUACCGUCAUUGUGUUGAGAUCAUUUUCAACAUGAGUGUGUGUGUGUGUGUGUGUGGUGUGUGUUUGUGCUUGUGUAGUGUUCAUGUUGUGUAGAAGACCCCAGCCACACGUAACCCACGGUGACAUUCCUUAGCGUCCAUCUGAUCUGACUCUGGUGAGGCCGUCAUGCAAGACGACACUCCCAGGAGAAUUUAUUCGGUGUCUAGUCCUGUGUUGCCGGCCAUUUAAAGAACUGCGUGCCCUGAUCCCAGACACCACACCUUACCAACCUGUCGCUCUUAGAAAUGUGUCUCAGAUAAGCACUUCUCUCUCUAAUGGAUGCAGACGACCCAGAGGGAGAGGUGUGGUUGAGACAGAAGAACACACAAGCUCAGACAAUCAACAGUCAAGAUUAAAUGCUAACAACUUAUGGCACAUGUAUGAUUAAUGUAACUGGAAUCUCUACUUGUUGCAGUGCUAUGUGGUACAGAUUGCUAAAUUCUUUGCUGACAAUAGGCGUGAACUUGGAACAUACUGAAGAUGUUUAAGGAUUUUAAGGAAUUUUUAAAGUUUAUUUUGUUGUUGUUUUUUUUGCAGUGUGGAUCCAGAUAACUAAACCAUUUCAGUAACUAGUGGUGCCAUUUUCUUUUGAAUCCAACAGUCCUGUGCUUUACCUAGUUGUCCCAUAAUAACCAGUUUCUGCCUUUGUCAUUGAGUUUCAUUGCACUUCCAUCCUUGCAACUGCAAGGGAGUUUUUACCUGUCCAACCCAUUCCUCCUCAAAAUUGAUCCAAGGAAACACCAUUGUACCGCUCUCAUGUACAAUUUGGAUGUGGCUGGUGCUUUGUGAUGUGAAUUGUUGUGUUGUGGGACGUCCCUCAUCACCGUGGUUGUCAUCCCUAUAUAGACCGUUCCGUUCAAAACACUGGAGGAGGAGAAGGGAACAUGUUGGACAUGCGACGUGAGCCUUAUCUUUGUAAAAGCACUGAAAAGAUGGCUGGCGUCAUCUAUUGAGUUUUAGCAAUCCGGAAGUCUGCCUCUUGGUGCCAAUCCAGAACCGGAAGUCUGCCUCUUGGUGGCGAUCCGGAAGUCUGCCUCUUGGUAGCGAUCCGGAAGUCUGCUUCUUGGUGGUGAUCCUGAAGUCUGCUUCUUGGUGGUGAUCCGGAAGUCUGCUUCUUGGUGGCGAUCCGGAAGUCUGCAUCUUGGUGGCGAUCCUGAAGUCUGCUUCUUGGUGGUGAUCCGGAAGUCUGCUUCUUGGUGGCGAUCCUGAAGUCUGCUUCUUGGUGGCGAUCCUGAAGUCUGCUUCUUGGUGGCGAUCCUGAAGUCUGCUUCUUGGUGGCGAUCCUGAAGUCUGCUUCUUGGUGGUGAUCCUGAAGUCUGCUUCUUGGUGGCGGGUAGGUUAACUCCUCACGCUCAGUCAGAGCAUGCCAUUCCUAGCUUGCCUGGAGCACUUCCAAGUGAAAAGCUCCUUUCCAGGGACUGUCCUUCAGGAGUACGGAGUAGUAAAUUUGGCUACUCGCAUUUCAAGAUGGGCAAUUUUCUAACUUGGUGACAGUCAAGACUAGCAGGAGGUGCCCAACAACUGGACGGAGCCUGGUGUCAUUCUCUUUCAUUGCCUUCUCCCUUGAGGUUGUGAAUGGGUCAUAGCCAAAUCCCAUCACACAUAACGUGCAAUUGUGCUUUACUGUUACAGGGUGACGUAAACGUAUUCCAUUUGUUUGUGUAUGCGUACGUACACAGAUGUUGACUCCAGUGCUGGAUGUGACCUGGUGUCUUGGUUCUAGUGCAGACUGAGUGUUCACAUUUUCCUGCUUGUGCUAGAUCAGCGCCAUUCAGUGGGCGUCGGCCUUAGCCUUUUUGGAAUCCGCAUUCGUCAGUAUUUUUGUCCUCAUGGUUGUUGUAGAUAUUGUCUGUCCGUGGGGUGUGUUUUUUUGUUUUCUUUUUGUAAAGUUGUCCUUUAUUUGUUUAUCUGUGAAUAAAUUUGCCACCCUUUUGAUGAAA